Messenger RNA from Penicillium canescens, 1854 nucleotides. Its product is annotated as P-loop containing nucleoside triphosphate hydrolase protein. Bases 1 to 1854 code for a protein of 617 amino acids. Gene Ontology annotation, cellular component: chromosome; nucleus; cytoplasm. The record is from RefSeq and is a predicted model, not a curated record. The transcript is spliced from 3 exons. Gene Ontology annotation, biological process: double-strand break repair via homologous recombination. Gene Ontology annotation, molecular function: ATP binding; four-way junction helicase activity; 3'-5' DNA helicase activity. NCBI's taxonomy places the organism in Eukaryota, Fungi, Ascomycota, Eurotiomycetes, Eurotiales, Aspergillaceae.
AUGCCUGUUAAAUCAAAUGCAGUAUCUUUUAUGCCUGAAGAUCCUCCAUCUGCUGAGAAAUUACGCGACCUUCUGCACCGACUCCACGGAUUCCAACCCCGUCCCGACCAGGUAGAGGCCAUUAAAACCCUGGCCAUCGAUCAGAGAGACCUCAUACUCAUAGCUAGGACUGGCUGGGGGAAGUCAAUGAUAUUCCAAUCAGUUCCUGCACUUAGAACGGGCGGAAUCGCCCUUCUGAUCAUGCCUUUAAACCUGCUAGAGGAGGACCAGGCAGCGUCAAUCAAGAAAAUAUCUGGCUGUGUUCCAUGUAUUCUCAACAGCAAAUCGAACAACGCUCAUGUGCGCCAGCGGAUAAUGAAUGGAGAAUUCACGCACAUUCUUUUGGGGCCUGAGAUUGCUCUCUCAGAUAAAUUCGCGGAGCUGUUACGGCAUAGGGAGUUUCAUCAGCGCUUAGUCUUAGUUGCCAUCGAUGAACUGCACGUCGUUCAGCAGUGGGGUGGCGAUUGGCGAAAACACUACUCUCGGAUUGGCGUCCUUAGACAUCGUAUCGAUAAAAGAGUGCCAUGGUUUGGGACCUCUGCCACCCUUGACCCGACCAUGCUUCAAGAUGUCAUACAAUUGGCGGGUUUUCAGGACGAAGUCGAGGUAAUGAAAACAACGAUCGACCGACCAGAUAUCUCAUUAUCCAUUCGUCGGAUUGAGCACAGCAUUGCUAGUUUCCAUGAUCUCAGUUUUCUCUUAGACGAAGCAGUGACUGCCCCAGGGCAGGUCAGCAUGAGUCAAAUCCCAAAGACGAUCGUGUACAUGGAUUCAAUCGCCCAGAUCGAGGCCGCAGAGUUUCAAAUGAUCGAAUGGCUCGUGAGGUUGGGUAGCCAGAGAGCCUUGGCAAGCGCCGCUAUUCAAGCCUAUCACUCUCAGUUGGCUGACUUCGACAAGCGCAGAAUAUCUGAGGAUUUUUGCCGUCCCGACCGAGGCCAGGGCGGUCCCGCCAUCCACCGCAUCAUACUAGCCACAGACGCAAUGGGAAUGGGAAUCGACAACCCUGAUAUCCGCCGCGUCAUACAAUGGAAACAGCCCUCCUCAAUGUGCACACUAUUUCAGAGAGCAGGGAGAGCUGCAAGAGGAAGUGGAUAUAUGGGUGACUUCCUUUGGUUGGUGGACUCCUGGUGCUUCGAACCGAUGGAAAACCAAGCUGAUGCAUCCCGAAGAGCAAAAUUGGAGAGGGUGCGCAGAGCACAACUCGAUCCUGGCCUGCGGGAGUUGAUAAACACGCGUGGCUGCAUUAGAAAAUGCGCUCUAAAUUUCUUCGGGGAGUCAAUGACGGAUUGCCAACGACCUGGACCGCUGGCCUGCUGUACUGGUUGCAGUCAAGUUGACAUCCUCCCUAGGCCUCGAAAGCAAGAGCAACAGCUCCGUAAAUCGAAAGUCCCUAACUGGGCAAGACUAAGGGCUCGCACGGACUUGAUUCAGUGGCGCAAGACAAGGGCAGCGCAGCUCUUCCAUGCAAGCUUCUUCCAAGAUGAGGACGCUCAUGAGGCGCUAAUGCCCACGCACUUGCUGGAUAACCUGGCAAGAGACGGAUACCACAUCCAUACAAUUAAUGAUCUUCGAGACCGUAUUGGGGGGAAGUGGAUUUGGUUGGAGAGAUUUGGAGGGGAGGUCGUCAAGACCAUCAGGGCAGCUGGGGUUACCAAGGGGGUCGACAUCAGAGCCAUUGCAGCUGCUCGUGCAGCUAAAACAAGAGACGAGAGACAAGCCCUUCAACAGCUCGAUGCAAACAGGGCAUUCCGUCCGUAUCGAGGUCAGCCACCGAUUACGCCAAGUCAAAAAAGGCAAAAAAGGCAGAUAGGAUAG